AUUAGGGCCGGGGCGAAUGGCUGGCAAUCUUACUGGGAUUACAGAACAAAGAGCCUCCCUGCGCUCCCGCUCUCGGCUCCGCCGCGCCGCCCCGCCCUCCGCCGCAGCCCGCCGGGGGUGGGGGCCCGCGCAGCCCCCGGCCGGCCGCCCCGCGCCCUCCGCGCCGCGCCCGCCCGCGCUCCGGAGCAGUCGGGAGGCAGCGGCAGGAGGCUGCGUCCUGGCCGCGGGCCGGGGCCGGGGCGCCGCGGGCAGGAGCGCUUGGGGAUCCUCCAAGGUGACCAUGGCCUUGCUGGGGAAGCGCUGUGACAUCCCCGCCAACGGCUGCGGGCCUGACCGCUGGAACUCCGCCUUCGCCCGCAAAGAGGAGAUCAUCACCAGCCUGGUGUCGGCCCUGGACUCCAUGUGCUCGGCGCUGUCCAAGCUGAACGCCGAGGUGGCCUGCGUGGCCGUGCACGAUGAGAGCGCGUUCGUGGUGGGCACCGAGAAGGGCCGGGUCUUCCUGAACGCCCGCAAGGAGCUGCAGACGGACUUCCUCAGGUUCUGCCGAGGGCCCCUGUGGAAGGAUCCGGAGGGAGAGCACCCCAAGAAGAUGCCUCGGGGCGAGGGGGGCUGCCGGAGCGUCCCGCGGUCCUCCCUGGAGCACGGCUCCGACGUCUACCUGCUGCGGAAGAUGGUAGAGGAGGUGUUUGAUGUUCUUUAUAGUGAGGCGCUGGGCAGGGCCAGCGUGGUGCCCCUGCCCUACGAGAGGCUGCUCAGGGAGCCGGGGCUGCUGGCCGUGCAGGGCUUGCCCGAGGGCCUGGCCUUCCGGAGGCCGGCUGAGUACGACCCCAAGGCCCUCAUGGCCAUCCUGGAGCACAGCCACCGCAUCCGCUUCAAGCUCAAGAGGCCCCUCGACGAAGGCGGGCGGGACUCGAAGGCCCUGGUGGAGCUGAAUGGCGUCUCCCUGCUGCCCAAGGGGUCUCGGGACUGCAGCCUGCACGGCCAGGUCCCCAAGGCCGCCCCGCAGGACCUGCCCCCCACCGCCGCCUCCUCCUCCGUGGCCAGCUUCCUGUACAGCGCCGCGCUCCCCGCGCACGCCCUCCGCGAGCUCAAGCAGGAGCCGCCCGCCUGCCCGCUGGCCCCCAGCGACCUGGGCCUGGGCCGGCCCGGUCCUGAGCCCAAGGCCCCCGGCGCCCAGGACUUCGACUGCUGUGGACAGAAGCCCCCGGGGCCGGGAGGGCCGCUCAUCCAGAACGUCCACGCCUCCAAGCGCAUCCUCUUCUCCAUCGUCCACGACAAGUCAGAGAAGUGGGACGCCUUCAUCAAGGAGACGGAGGACAUCAACACGCUGCGCGAGUGUGUGCAGAUCCUGUUCAACAGCAGAUACGCGGAAGCCCUGGGCCUGGACCACAUGGUCCCCGUCCCCUACAGGAAGAUUGCCUGUGACCCCGAGGCCGUGGAAAUCGUGGGCAUUCCCGACAAGAUCCCCUUCAAGCGCCCCUGCACUUACGGGGUCCCCAAGCUGAAGCGGAUCCUGGAGGAGAGACACAGCAUCCACUUCAUCAUCAAGAGGAUGUUUGACGAGCGGAUUUUCACAGGGAACAAGUUUACCAAAGACCCCACCAAGCUGGAGCCUGCCAGCCCCCCCGAGGACCCCUCUGCAGAAGGCUCGAGGGCCGCCGUCCUCGACCUGGCUGGGACUGUCCGGUCGGACAAGGGCAGUGUCUCCGAAGACUGUGGGCCAGGCACCUCUGGGGAGCUGGGCAUACUGAGGCCCAUCAAAAUUGAGCCAGAGGACCUGGACAUCAUUCAGGUCACUGUCCCAGACCCUUCACCCACCUCUGAGGAGAUGACGGACUCCAUGCCUGGGCAUCUGCCUUCCGAGGACUCUGGUUAUGGGAUGGAGAUGCUGACUGAGAAAGGCCCUAGCGAGGACCCACGGCCGGAGGAGAGGCCCGUGGAGGACAGCCCUGGGGACGUGAUCCGGCCGCUUCGGAAGCAGGUGGAGCUGCUCUUCAACUCUCGAUACGCCAAGGCCAUCGGCAUCCCGGAGCCCGUCAAGGUGCCCUACUCCAAGUUCCUGAUGCACCCCGAGGAGCUGUUCGUGGUGGGGCUGCCCGAAGGCAUCUCCCUCCGCAGGCCCAACUGCUUUGGGAUCGCCAAGCUCCGGAAGAUCCUGGAAGCCAGCAACAGCAUCCAGUUCGUCAUCAAGAGGCCCGAGCUGCUCACCGAGGGCGUCAAGGAGCCCAUCGUGGACAGUCAAGAGAGGGAUUCCGGGGACCCUCUUGUGGACGAGAGCCUGAAGAGACAGGGCUUUCAAGAAAAUUACGAUGCCAGGCUGUCGCGGAUCGACAUCGCCAACACGCUCAGGGAGCAGGUGCAGGACCUGUUCAACAAGAAGUACGGGGAGGCCUUGGGCAUCAAGUACCCCGUCCAGGUGCCCUACAAGCGGAUCAAGAGCAACCCCGGCUCGGUGAUCAUCGAGGGGCUGCCCCCGGGAAUCCCCUUCCGGAAGCCCUGCACCUUCGGCUCCCAGAACCUGGAGAGGAUCCUGGCCGUGGCUGACAAGAUCAAGUUCACGGUCACCAGGCCCUUCCAAGGACUCAUCCCCAAGCCUGAUGAGGACGACGCCAACAGGCUGGGGGAGAAGGUGAUCCUGCGAGAGCAGGUGAAGGAGCUCUUCAACGAGAAGUACGGUGAGGCCCUGGGCCUGAACCGCCCAGUGCUGGUCCCUUACAAACUGAUCCGGGACAGCCCCGACGCCGUGGAGGUCACGGGCCUGCCGGACGACAUCCCUUUCCGGAACCCCAACACCUAUGACAUCCACCGGCUGGAGAAGAUCCUGAAGGCCCGGGAGCACGUGCGCAUGGUCAUCAUCAACCAGCUCCAACCUUUUGCAGAAAUCUGUAACGAUGCCAAGGUGCCAGCCAAAGACAGCAGCAUCCCCAAGCGCAAGAGAAAGCGGGUCUCGGAAGGCAACUCCGUCUCCUCCUCCUCCUCCUCCUCGUCAUCCUCUUCCAACCCGGAGCCUGUGGCCCCCGCCAGCCAGAUUUCACUCGUGCAAUGGCCAAUGUACAUGGUGGACUAUGCCGGCCUGAACACGCAGCUCCCGGGACCUCUUAAUUACUAGACCUCAGAGCUGAACCAGGACCUCACUCAGAAAGACUAAAGGAAAUGUAAUUUAUGUACAAAGUGUAUAUUCGGAUAUGUAUCGAUGCCUUUUAGUUUUUCCAAUGAUUUUUACACUAUAUUCCUGCCGCGAAGGCCUUUUUAAAUAAGUAAAAAAAAAAAAAA
This is a messenger RNA of Sciurus carolinensis (gray squirrel), 3273 nucleotides long. It is a transcript of the gene Gtf2ird1, whose product is annotated as GTF2I repeat domain containing 1. Bases 17 to 3109 code for a protein of 1030 amino acids. Gene Ontology annotation, cellular component: nucleus. The record is from RefSeq and is a predicted model, not a curated record. The transcript is spliced from 27 exons. NCBI's taxonomy places the organism in Eukaryota, Metazoa, Chordata, Mammalia, Rodentia, Sciuridae. Gene Ontology annotation, biological process: transcription by RNA polymerase II. Gene Ontology annotation, molecular function: DNA-binding transcription factor activity.